Messenger RNA from Schistosoma rodhaini, 1818 nucleotides. The record is from the annotation of a GenBank genome assembly. Lineage: Eukaryota; Metazoa; Platyhelminthes; Trematoda; Strigeidida; Schistosomatidae.
AUGAUGAGUUUGUUUGGAUCUCCCAAGUUGUUUGGGUUUUCACAACCGACGACAAGCGCUGUUAGUGCAGCUCCAACUCUUGGUUUUGGAUUACAGCCACCACUCGCCAGUACAACAACACCGUUUGGAGGCUUUGGUUUGGGGUCUACUGUUUCAACUAUGAGUUCAGGAUUAUUUCAAGCGCCAGCGGCAAAAACAACCAAUACAACCUUUCCUGGAUUCGGACAAAAUACAACUCCUUUUCAAGGGUUUAACCUAAACACUCCGAAAACAUCCACUGGGUUGUUUGGUUCUACUUUUUCUGCUCCCACCACCAGUACUCAACCGGGUUUAAAUCUAUUUGGAGCUCAGUUUAGUCAACAAGCAUCUCAGAAUACUGGAUUUAGCUUCACACAACCGACUCAAAGCUUGUUCAACACCCCAAAAACGCAGGGUUUCGGUUUUGAUCAAAGUCUUCCUGUAGCUGCCCAGCAGCAGCAACAACAACAGCUACAAGUUGCACAACAGAAUACAGUCGAUGCUUUUUUUGCUUCUCUAUCUCAACCUAUGUUGUUUGGUGAUGAACGUGAUUCAGUCAUAGCUCGUUGGAAUCAACUACAAGCAAUGUGGGGUACUGGUAUUGGUUACAGUGCUGUGGGUAUAGUGAGUUAUACAUCAGAGAAUACAUUUGCUCGAUUAAAAUCUAUUGGAUACAAUGUUUUGCCUACAAGCACAGAUGCUGAUGGACUUGUUUGUUUAUAUAUUGGUCGUCCAUUCUCUGAAGUUACAAAUCAACGUCAAGCUGUACAAGAUAUUUUAUUUAGACUAUUAGGUGGUCGUCCUAAUUUACAACUGGUGGUGGAAGAAAUUCGUCCAUGUGCUGAAGCUGAAGAUAGUACUGAGGUCAUAUUGAAAGUCGUGGAACGAUUAGCUACUGGUACAACAUCGACUAUAUCUGCCAGUGAGCUUGCAAAGUAUUUAUCAAGCCCAUCAGUUGGGCCGCAACUUCAAUCACAAUUAUGUGUGAACCGUUUAAUUCCGGAAAUAUCUCCGUCUGCUGCACAGAUAGUCGCAUAUAAUGAGAAUCCACCAGCUGGUUUUGACAGACUAAUAUGGCAACAGGCCUGUCUCGACAAUCCACAUCCUGAUCGUAUGAUUCCAGUUCCAUUUAUUGGAUUUUCUGACUUGAAGCGACGUAAAUGUGAUCAACUUGCUUACGGUGAACAACAGAGCAGUAUGAUUAAGUAUAUCACUGAAUUAGUGUCUAAGCUACGCACUGGUCAACUUGGUAUGUCACAACGACUUAUUCAAUUAAAACGCAAACAAAUUGAAUUAAGUCAUAGAGUGUUGAAAGUUCUCAAGAACCAAGAAGUGCAUAGACGAUGUGGAUUUGCUAUAAGUGUAGAAGAAGAGGGAAUGCGUUGUGAACUUGAAAGAAUUUGGUCGGAACUUGUCGCUCCAAGAGGUUUACGUAUUCGAUUUCAAGAAGCAUUGUCUACACUUCGUAAUUCUUCUGAGUUUAACAAAAGAGAUAAAGAAAAUAUUGGAUCGGUUUAUAAAAGUGUUCAUCCAUUAGAAUCUGGAGAUGGUUAUCCGUCAACUUGGAGUUUAGAUCCGGAUUCGUUAAAUGAACUGAAAGAGUAUUUAACUCAACGUCAUAAUGGUAUUCGUGAAAUGCAACGACUUAUCACUGAAAUGACAAACAAUUUGAAAGUUAUGGAAGAUAAUCCAAUAACUAAUAUUAAUCCAUCUGUACAUAAAUCACCAUUUGUAAACUCUCCUCCGAUUGGUGGGAUGCACAAGGUGUCGUUCGCAGUUAAUUCUCGUAUUGUUCAUUGA